AUGAAGGUUGUUAAGGAACUUAGUGUCUGUGGUGGCAGAUUGAUCAAGUUGUCCCACGACUCAACCUCUACCAAGACUAAAAUGAAUGUCAAUGUUUAUUUGCCCAAACAGUACUACGCCCAAGAUUUUCCAACAAAUAAACGCAUCCCAACUGUGGUUUAUCUUUCUGGCUUGACGUGCACGCCAGACAACGCCUCUGAGAAGGCUUUUUGGCAGUUUCAAGCCGACAAAUAUGGGUUUGCAAUGGUUUUUCCAGAUACGUCUCCACGUGGUGACGAAGUCGCCAAUGAUCCUGAGGGCUCCUGGGAUUUUGGACAGGGUGCAGGGUUCUAUGUCAAUGCCACUCAGGAACCGUACGCCCAACACUACCGGAUGUACGACUACGUCCACAAAGAGCUCCCACAAACAUUGGAUUCUUAUUUUAACAAGAACGGUGCCAUAAAGGUGGACUUCCUGGAAAAUGUUUCCAUCACAGGUCAUUCUAUGGGAGGGUAUGGUGCAAUCUGUGGAUACUUGAGGGGCUAUUCCGAGAAGAGAUACAAAUCUUGCUCUGCCUUCGCACCUAUCGUGAAUCCUUCCAACGUUCCCUGGGGCCAAAAGGCGUUUAAAGGUUAUCUAGGUGAUGAAAGAGCCCAAUGGCAAGCCUACGACCCAUGCUCAUUGAUCAAGAAUGUUAGACGUGUGGGCGGUGACAGAAUUUUGAUUCAUGUAGGGGACGCAGAUCCCUUUUUGGAAGAGCACUUGAAACCGGAAUUGCUGCUUGAGGCUGUGAAAUCAACCCCAUGGCAAGACCAUGUGAAACUGAAAAAAGUACACGGCUUUGAUCAUUCCUAUUACUUUGUCAGCACUUUUGUUCCAGAACAUGCUGAAUUUCAUGCGCGGAACUUGGGCUUAACUUGA
Saccharomyces paradoxus is the source of this 900-nucleotide messenger RNA. RefSeq names its product S-formylglutathione hydrolase. Gene Ontology annotation, biological process: formaldehyde catabolic process. The record is from RefSeq and is a predicted model, not a curated record. The transcript has a single exon. Bases 1 to 900 code for a protein of 299 amino acids. Gene Ontology annotation, cellular component: cytosol. Gene Ontology annotation, molecular function: S-formylglutathione hydrolase activity. NCBI's taxonomy places the organism in Eukaryota, Fungi, Ascomycota, Saccharomycetes, Saccharomycetales, Saccharomycetaceae.